Cylas formicarius (sweet potato weevil) is the source of this 889-nucleotide messenger RNA. RefSeq names its product rhodanese domain-containing protein CG4456-like. Lineage: Eukaryota; Metazoa; Arthropoda; Insecta; Coleoptera; Brentidae. Bases 428 to 769 code for a protein of 113 amino acids. Gene Ontology annotation, cellular component: mitochondrion. Gene Ontology annotation, molecular function: thiosulfate-cyanide sulfurtransferase activity. The transcript has 4 exons. The record is from RefSeq and is a predicted model, not a curated record.
GGACGCCAUCAACUGUUAAGCAAAAAAAUAUAUUUCAACUUUUAUUUAUUGUUAAAAUAUCGCCAUAUUUCGGAUUGACAUAGGGGCUAACCUACAUGGUGUCUUUAAAUUAAUAACAUUAGUUAAUUGAACUUAAGGGUUUAAAUAAAUGCCCAGGCAAAUACAACGAAAGCGAGAUUAGGUCCGCUGUUAGAGGCGAAUGCGAAGCUGUGUACAGAUUAGCUUGGGUGGAAGCUUUAAAACAGGUUAACUGGACGUUUUAAGUAAUAAAUAAGAACAGCGUUCGCGGAAUUUGUGAAUGGUUCACUUGCUGUUUCUAUGAUUAUCCUUCACUGAGAAUUUCAAUUAUUCAUAAAAUCGAUAUUAUUCAUUUUUAUUGCACAUUGAUUCGGUAAAUGUAGCCGAGGUGUUGAUUUUGUGCUUGGAAAUGGUUAACGUCGUAACUUAUGAAGAGGUUAAGGAACUGGCUAGCAAGAAAACUGAGCUAAUUAUUGAUGUGCGCGAGCCAAAGGAGCUUGAAGACACCGGAAAAAUACCCGGAAGCAUAAAUAUUCCAUUGGCCGACCUGGAACGGGAACUGCUAUCGCAUUCCGAUGAGUUUUUGAAAAAGUUCGGGAUAGAGAAGCCUGAUAAAAGUGCUCCUAUUACUGUGCACUGUAAAAUGGGAGGAAGAAGCCUAAAGGCCUGCAAACUGUUGGAACAGAUGGGAUAUACCAACUUGAAAAAUUAUUCUGGUGGCUGGUCCGAUUGGAAAAAACACCUUGAUUGAAUUGGAAAAGUACUAAAAGCGCUUGUACAAUAUAUGAAAUAACUAGGUUUAGGUGCAUAAAUCAAACUCACAUUUUUUUUGUCUCUUAUCAAUGCCUAAUAAACUACAUAUUAUUUACAA